GCAAUUUGGAAGCUACGUUUCCUUUCGUUUUGGAAAUCACCGUUCCGGUGCUUCGACUGCAUCUAUCUGGGUCUGACGCGCGCUCGCUAUUGGCAAGGCAACUCUAGAUUUCUUCACGAACGAUUUUUCAGACAGAAAGAAUAACGUUUCCUGAAAGUUUUGCUUCUUGUCGGUUGUCAUUUGAUUUCUCAAUCGAGUAUCCUGUUCUUUUCCCAUCUGCGAUUCUUUUUUUUUGUCUACAGAAACCAAACCCGAAAUCGCCAUCCCGAAUUCGCCCAUUUACUGCUUACCACUCCUGCACUCCAUAACAAGUUCCGAUAAUGGAUGACGUGAAAGAUAAAUUCAAAGGAUUCAUGAAAAAAGUCAACAAUCAGAUCUCUUCCUCUUCUUCUGGCAAAUUCAAGGGCCAUGGCAGAGUUUUGGGAUCAGCUGCUUCCGGAUCAGCCACUAAUUCAACAAUUCCAAUUUACUCGAAUUCCAGGCCGAUCCGACCCGCAAAUUCCACUCCCGUCCCUCAGCAGUCUAAGACUCGGGAGCAAAAGCUCGAUUAUAAACCGGAAGUUCAGGUUAACCCUGAACAUAAUCUCCCUCAAAGUCCCGAUAUUCCUGCGGCGGGAAAGGGAAAUGGAUUCGAUCCGUACGGUUCUUUGAUCACCUCUGCUAAGAGAAACACUAAUGGUUAUGAUCUGAAUGUGUUUGAGUGCCCUGUUUGUGGAGGAGGAUAUGGUUCAGAGGAAGAGGUUUCGGCUCACGUGGAUACCUGUUUGAGCUCCCAAAUGACCAAAUCUUCAACCCUUUCCAUAAAUUCCCAGAGUAAUCGUGAGACGGAAAAAAGUCAGCUGGAAGUGCUUGUCACUGCUUAUCUUUCUGGGAGCCCAAAAGGUUCUUUAGAAGUCAUACUUAGGCUUUUGAGCAAUAUCCUAAAGGAACCCGAGAAUGCAAAGUAUAGGAAGAUUAGAAUGGGGAAUCCGAAGAUAAAGGAGGCAAUCAGUGAUGUGGCUGGAGGCGUGGAGCUAUUGGAGUUUGUGGGGUUUGAAUUGGCAGAUGUGGAUGGGGAAGUGUGGGCUGUUAUGGACGCUCCACCAUCAGAAGAAAAGAUUGUUUUGCUUAAGAAGACACUCUCUUUACUGGACCCCACCGCGGUACAGAAAGAAGAGAAUGUUCCCCUAGAAAGGGAUCUUGCUAAGGAAGAGGAACCAGCUAAACCAAAGAAGAUUGAUAGACAGAUUCGGGUGUUCUUUGCCGUUCCUGAAAGUGUAGCAGCUAAAAUUGAGCUGCCAGAUUCUUUCUUUAACCUGUCCCAUGAGGAAUUGAAAAGAGAAUCAGAAACAAGGAAGAAAAAGAUUGAAGAAUCCCAACUUUUGAUUCCUAAAUCAUACAAGGAAAAGAUGGCAAAAGCUGGAAAGAAGAGGUAUUCAAAAACUGUAAUCCGGAUUCAAUUCCCAGAUGGAGUGGUACUUCAAGGGGUAUUUUUACCAUCAGAGCCAACUUCUUGCCUUUACCAGUUUGUGAGCACGGCUUUGAAGGAUCCGAGCUUGGAGUUUGAGCUUCUACACCCUGUGCUUAUUAAAAGACGGGUAAUACCAUGUUUCCCAGCAGUAGGAGAAAAAGCUAGAACGCUGGAGGACGAGGAUUUGGUACCAUCGGCUCUGAUAAAGUGCAAGCCCAUUGAGACCGAUUCCGUUGUGUUCACAGGUCUCUCUAAUGAACUACUAGAGAUGAGUGAACCUCUUGUGAAUAAUUAUAAUGCUGUGGUAGGAACAUAGUAGUUUGUCUAUAUGAAUUGUUUAUUACACAAGGAUCAUAUAUAUAUUUGGUAAUAAUAUGUCCUUUUAUGCGUAUUUGUAUUGUUGUUACUUUUUUGUUUGUUUCAAUACACAGCAUUUGAUGGGUUUAUCAUAAAUUUGAAUGUACAGUUUCCAUCU
This is a messenger RNA of Cuscuta europaea, 1925 nucleotides long. Lineage: Eukaryota; Viridiplantae; Streptophyta; Magnoliopsida; Solanales; Convolvulaceae. The record is from the annotation of a GenBank genome assembly.